ACAACUCAUCAAAUUCUAGCUCCGGUCAAGUCAAUCCCACAGACCAAACCGAGCCUUAACGCCAGGAAGCAGAAGCCCUUCGCUGCUGCUAGGUGCGUGGCUUCAGGCUCGGGUUAUGCAGCGGCAGUGGAGCCAAUCACCCCAGAGGAAGAGGAAGAGCUGACUCAGAGAAGAAGUAUAUGUGGUGGAGAAGCAAACAGAGGAAUGUGGGAGCUCCUCGAAUGCCUUGAGAAAGAAGCUAUCAUGGGGGAUGAUGAUGGGAGAGACCCUAAAGAUUACAGCAGGAGAGCAAAGAUCUUUGACAAGAGUUCUAAAAUCUUCAAGAACAUCAAAGAAGAGAGAGAUGAUCACUCUCCAGAGUAAAACAAAAUUUGUUGCUUAAUCUCUGUUAAAAUGUCACUAGUGUUUGAUUCCUUAUU
Molecule: messenger RNA, 419 nt
Organism: Brassica oleracea var. oleracea
Lineage: Eukaryota; Viridiplantae; Streptophyta; Magnoliopsida; Brassicales; Brassicaceae
Source: RefSeq, a predicted model, not a curated record